Saccostrea cuccullata (small rock oyster) is the source of this 1871-nucleotide messenger RNA. Its product is annotated as phosducin-like protein 3. Gene Ontology annotation, cellular component: cytoplasm. Gene Ontology annotation, biological process: protein folding. The record is from RefSeq and is a predicted model, not a curated record. The transcript is spliced from 6 exons. Bases 167 to 889 code for a protein of 240 amino acids. Lineage: Eukaryota; Metazoa; Mollusca; Bivalvia; Ostreida; Ostreidae.
AAUAAGGAAAUGAAAACACUCAAAUCGCCACUUCCGUGUAAAACACAUGUUAUGAGUAACACAAUCUGAUAGAGUGGGUUAAUUUAAGGCAUUAAAUCACUCUGAAAGGAGGGUAAAGAUAUUGUUAUCAACACAAGUCAUACAGACCUCGAGGACAAUCGUUAAAAUGCAGGACCCUAAUGCUGACACAGAGUGGAAUGAUGUUCUACGAGCCAAGGGAAUCAUCCCGCCCAAAGAGAAAGAAGUCUCAGAGGAUGAUAUUGUCAACAUCAUGGAGGCCACCAUUCAAAGCAAAACCACAGAUAAAACAUUAGAGGAUAUGACGUUAGAUGAACUUAAUGAAAGAGAAGAUGAGAUUGAUGAAGAGGAAGAGAGAAUUUUUGAAGCCUACAGGAGACAAAGAAUGGCAGAGAUGAGACAGGCUCAGAUGAAGGCUAAAUAUGGAGAGGUCAAGGAAAUAUCCAAGGUCGAUUACGUCACAGAGGUCAACAAGGCGGGGGAAGGUGUCUGGGUUGUUCUACAUGUCUACAAACAAUCAAUUCCAUUAUGUAAAUUAUUAAAUCAACACAUAUCAACGUUAGCAAAGAAAUUUCCUGACGUAAAGUUUUUACGGAGUGAGUCUAGUGUAUGCAUUCCUAACUACCCAGAUAAGAAUCUGCCUACGAUAUUUAUAUACUUUGAAGGGGACCUUAAAAAGCAAUAUGUUGGACCACUUGUGUUCGGUGGGAUGAACUUUAAACAAGACGAGCUGGAGUGGAUGUUAUCGGAGGUUGGAGUUUUGAAGACGGACUUGGAGGGACCGCCAAAACGUGAAAUCCACGACGUCAUGGACUCGGCUGUACGACAGAAUAGACUGGACGAUGGCGACAGUGACGAAAAUGACUGGUGAAACACGUGCUCUGUGUCUGUGAACGACAGAAGGAAAAACUGACCUUUAUCUCGAAGUGCCCCUUUGAUAUGUUUUUAUGAAAUUGAAAAAUUGCCAAAAUCUGAAACUUAUAAAAACAAUAAAAGUAUAUGAUCUAACAUAAUUAUGAAGAAUAGAGUGCAAAGUAUUUACCAUCAACAGGGCUGUAAAGAUUGAUGAAAUAUAAAGUACUGUAGUUUAUUUUCAUCAUUAUGCAGUAUUUUAAUUACUUUUCAGAUUGGAAGAUGUUUUUAUCUGAAGUGAAUGGGGUAAAAUUUAUAAGAGUUGAACUUAUUAACACACUUUAUUUGAUAAUUAAAGCACAAAUGUAUUUUGUGAAAUGUCAAACAUCAUAAAUGAAGAAAAAAUGUGUAACAAUUUAACAUUAAACAUGUUAAAAGAGUUUAAGCUAUGGUGUUAAAUAUGUAUACAGUGUAUAUCAGAUCAGGGGAGCAUUUUCAUUUCACGCAUUUUCUGGAUGAAUAGAAACAGACAGUCAUAAAUGUGCAAAGCAAGUUAACUGUGUUGAUGUUUCCGGAAAGACUUGGAACCAAUGCAUAUUUUGAAAUUUAAAAUAGGCACAUUUGUUGUGAAUUACAAAAUAGUUUUUGAUCCCUUUGACUAAAUGCACCCCUUUUCCAGAUAAACUGCAUUUAGGAAAAGGUGGAAAUACUAAUUGAUAUAAUUAAGAAAUAAAUAUCUGUUAUUUCAUAUUAUAAUUGUAUGAAAGAAAAUUAAGUUAUUGAAUAAUUUUUGUUUUUUGCAAAUGCUCAGUAUGUUUUGACACUUUUACCCCUACUUGCUAGUUACACAUAUGAUGUUACAGUAUAUAAUAUGUAUGUAUGUUUGUUGCAGCUUUUUGUCAGCCAUAAAUGACAUUUUUCACCACCAAGUUUCUAACUUAGUCAAACAUUAUAUGUCAUGAUGCAUACUGUAUUCCAAUUAAAUGUGUAUAACCAGACAC